Messenger RNA from Galeopterus variegatus (Sunda flying lemur), 3017 nucleotides. Its product is annotated as serine/threonine-protein kinase Nek10-like. The record is from RefSeq and is a predicted model, not a curated record. Gene Ontology annotation, molecular function: ATP binding; protein serine/threonine kinase activity. Gene Ontology annotation, biological process: protein phosphorylation. NCBI's taxonomy places the organism in Eukaryota, Metazoa, Chordata, Mammalia, Dermoptera, Cynocephalidae.
AUGCCUGAUCAAGACAAAAAAGUGAAGACCACAGAAAAAUCAGCUGAUAAAAAACAGCAAGGAAUCACCACCAGGGACUAUUCUGAUCUGAAAAGACUUCGGUGUCUUUUGAACGUCCAAUCAAGCAAACAACAGCUUCCAGCCAUUAACUUCGAUAGUGCUGAAAAUAGCGUGACGAAGUCUGACCCUGUCAUCAGGGUGGGCGGACACAGAGCUCGAGGUCAGUGGCACGAGUCCACAGAAGCUGUUGAACUUGAGAAUUUUAGUAUAAACUACAAGAAUGAGAGAAAUUUCAGCAAACAUCCCCAGCACAAACUAUUUCAGGAGAUCUUUACAGCCUUGGUGAAAAAUAGACUCAUAUGCAGAGAGUGGGUUAAUCGAGCCCCAUCUAUUCAUUUUCUGAGAGUGUUAAUCUGUCUGAGGCUGCUAAUGAGGGAUCCAUGUUAUCAGGAAAUACUCCAUAGCUUGGGUGGGAUUGAAAACCUAGCUCAGUACAUGGAGAUUGUGGCCAAUGAGUACCUCAGCUACGGAGAGGAGCAGCACAGUGUGGACAAGCUGGUCAACAUGACAUGUAAGUGCUGUUGUCGGGACACGGCCAACUUGGUGAACUUGCUAGAAUAAGCGGUGUGGUGUUUGCAGCAGGGAAAAAAGACACUUGUCCCCACUUCUCCCUGGGAGGGAUCAGAAGUGGCAGAGCAGAAUGCCUGGGCACAUGGAAACAGAGGGCAGUGUGAGAACCAGGCUGGUCAUGUGGCCUGCUCCCUUUCGUUUCCUGUCCUGGGCAAGGAAUGGUCACAAGGGGCUACUCUCAAAAGUUCAAAAACGUUAGUGAAUUUACUUGGUGCCCGAGAUACUAAUGUUCUGCUGGGUUCUCUUUUGGCUCUGGCUAGUUUAGCUGAAAGUGCUGAAUGUAGGGAGAAGAUAACUGAACUCAACAUUGUAGAAAAUUUGUUGAUUAUUUUACAUGAAUAUGACUUGCUUUCCAAAAGACUGACCGCGGAGUUACUGCGCCUACUUUGUGCCGAACCCCAGGUGAAAGAGCAGGUGAAGCUCUAUGAGGGGAUACCUGUCCUUCUCAGUUUGCUCCACUCUGAUCACCUGAAGCUGCUCUGGAGUGUUGUCUGGAUUCUGGUCCAGGUUUGUGAGGACCCCGAGACCAGUGUGGAAAUUCGCAUUUGGGGAGGCAUCAAGCAGCUUCUUCAUAUUUUGCGAGGAGAUAGAAAUUUUGUUUCUGAUCGUUCCUCUAUUGGAAGCCUGUCCAGCGCAAAUGCUGCAGGCCGAAUCCAGCAGUUUCAUUUGUCAGAAGAUUUAAGUCCUCGAGAAAUACAAGAAAAUAUUUUCUCUCUUCAAGCAGCCUGCUGUGCUGCCCUCACUGAACUGGUACUCAACGACACCAAUGCCCACCAGGUGGUUCAGGAAAAUGGUGUAUAUACAAUAGCAAAAUUAAUUUUACCAAAUAAACAAAAGAAUGCAGCAAAAACUAAUCUAUUACAGUGUUAUGCUUUCAGAGCCUUGAGGUUUCUCUUCAGUAUGGAGAGAAACAGACCACUCUUUAAAAGACUUUUCCCCACCCACUUGUUUGAGAUCUUCAUUGACAUAGGACAUUAUGUUCGUGAUAUCAGUGCUUAUGAAGAAUUGGUAUCAAAGCUGAAUUUAUUAGUGGAGGACGAACUGAAGCAAAUUGCUGAAAAUAUUGAAAGCAUUAAUCAGAACAAAGCCCCUUCAAAGUAUAUAGGCCACUAUGCAAUUUUGGAUCAUCUCGGAAGUGGAGCUUUUGGCUGUGUUUACAAGGUUAGAAAGCGAAGUGGUCAAAAUCUUUUAGCAAUGAAAGAGGUCAAUUUACAUAACCCAGCAUUUGGAAAGGAUAAAAAAGAUCGAGACAGCAGUGUAAAGAAUAUUGUUUCUGAAUUAACAAUAAUUAAAGAGCAGCUUUAUCAUCCCAAUGUUGUUCGUUAUUACAAAACAUUUCUGGAAAAUGAUAGGUUGUAUAUAGUUAUGGAGCUAAUAGAAGGAGCCCCACUGGGAGAGCAUUUCAGUUCUUUGAAGGAAAAACACCACCACUUUACUGAAGAAAGACUAUGGAAAAUAUUUAUACAGCUGUGCUUAGCUCUUCGGUACUUACACAAGGAGAAGAGGAUUGUCCAUAGAGAUCUGACACCAAACAACAUUAUGUUGGGGGAUAAGGACAAAGUAACAGUUACUGACUUUGGCCUGGCAAAGCAAAAACAAGAAAACAGUAAACUCACGUCUGUUGUUGGAACAAUCCUGUAUUCUUGCCCUGAGGUGCUGAAGAGUGAGCCCUACGGGGAGAAAGCUGAUGUCUGGGCUGCAGGUUGCAUCCUUUAUCAGAUGGCGACUCUGAAUCCUCCCUUCUACAGCACCAACAUGCUCUCCUUGGCUACAAAAAUAGUGGAGGCAGUAUAUGAACCAGUGCCAGAAGGCAUCUAUUCUGAAAAAGUGACAGAGACCAUCAGCAGGUGCCUCACUCCUGAUGCAGAAGCCCGUCCAGAUAUUGUAGAAGUCAGUUCAGUGAUAUCAGAUGUCAUGAUGAAGUAUUUAGACAAUUUGUCUACAUCCCAGCUAGCCUUGGAAAAGAAGCUGGAACGGGAACGGAGGCGCACACAGAGGUAUUUUAUGGAAGCCAACCGGAAUGCUGUCACGUGUCACCAUGAGCUGGCUCUUCUAUCUCAGGAAACCUUUGAGAAGGCCAGUUUGAGUAGCAGCAGCAGUGGGGCAGCCAGCCUGAAAAGUGAACUUUCAGAAAGUGCAGACCUGCCCCCCGAAGGCUUCCAGGCCCCCUGUGGUAAGGAUGAAGACAGGGCCUGUGAUGAAGUCCUGUCAGAUGAUAACUUCAACCUGGAAAAUAUUGAGAAAGAUAUAUAUUCAGAGCUUGAAGAUGAACUGGAUAUUUCAGAUAACUCCAGCAGCUCUAGUUCAAGCCCUUUGAAAGAAUCUACGUUCAGCAUUUUAAAGAGAAGUUUCAGUGCUUCAGGAGGAGAAAGACAAUCCCAAGCAAG